Messenger RNA from Cyclospora cayetanensis, 1029 nucleotides. RefSeq names its product sugar phosphatase YidA-like. The transcript has a single exon. Gene Ontology annotation, molecular function: magnesium ion binding; phosphatase activity. The record is from RefSeq and is a predicted model, not a curated record. Gene Ontology annotation, cellular component: cytosol. Lineage: Eukaryota; Apicomplexa; Conoidasida; Eucoccidiorida; Eimeriidae. Bases 1 to 1029 code for a protein of 342 amino acids.
AUGGAGCCUCCCCGGAUCUCUCUUGUACUUUUCCUGCUUCUGCCCGUAUUUGCAGCAGCUAUAUCACCAAAUUCAGAAGCAAUCCUGGAACAUCUGGAGAAGCCAGUUUCUCUGCCGCCUCCCCCGCGUCCCAUCCGAUUGAUCCUGUCAGACUUUGACGGGACUCUGACAGGGGAACAAGGCCGGUUCGUUGAAGAGAAUAUUCGGGGUAUACUCCUGGCUAGAAAACUUGGCAUUCAAUGUGGCUUCUCCACUGGCAGAGGGCCAAGCAACAUUAAACGCGCCAUUGGCGAACAUGCUAUGGGGCUCUCAGCAAGCAGUUUCAACGGCUCCAGCGAUGCCGAAGAUGGCAGCGCUAAAAGCCUACUAACACCUGGUAUUUUUAUGAACGGCGCAUUUGUUGUGGGCGAAAAUGGCGAGAUUGUGCAUGACGGGCCAUUCAGCAAAGACCUUCACGAAAGACUUGUCGAAGCCUUUAAACGCCAUGGUUUUUCGUCUUUUGAGUACGAAAAAAUAUCGAAAGAAGAAGCCAUACUAAACCCACGGAUUGCGGAAAUGCCACAAACAGAAUCUGCCAUGAAAACUCACGAAUCUGAAUAUGCUGAAGAAGAGAUGACUCCCUACUACGCACUUUCUGUUCACGCUGACUCUGCUCUAAUUGAUGAAGCAAGGUCUGUGCUAGAACAGCAAUUUGAGGGAGAGCUCGAGUUCACAAAGUGGCGCUCGAAUGCCUUAGGGGCACACCGCAAAGGUUUUUCUAAAGGCAGCGGCGUUAUUGCCCUCUGCCAGGCCCUAGGGCUUUCUCCAGAGGAAGUGCUGGUAAUGGGGGACGCAGAAAACGAUUUGUCAAUGUUUAGCGUCGCAGGCACUGCGGUAGCUGUUGGAAACGCGAUGCCAGUGGUGAAGAAUGCCGCGGACUUUGUGACCGUUGACAGCAGUCAGGGUGCGCUCCUCGCUGUUGUCAAGGAGAUUCAACAGCUAGGGUACUAUCCAGGAGCAAGCAAAGUGAACGGGGACCAGAAAGAAUAA